ACGCUCAGUCUGAAGCUCCCGCACUCGGGUCACUAAAAACUCCACAAACUCGAAAAAAAACAACAGAAAAGAAGAUAUGAGUGGAGGAAACACGCUGCGGAAAAGCCAAAGAAAAAAAAAAGAAGUGAACGAGCUGACCGAACCAGAAAAUAUCGAGCACGAGAUGGAAGAAGCGGCCAGCGAAGCUAACUCGGACAACGAAAACCAGCGAAGCCACAGCGACACAAAGCUAAUGCUAGACGGGCUAGCAAAAAUUAGCGCUCAGAUCCAUGACUUGGACACAGAGCUGCGAGGGACAAAGAACGAACUGAAACAGGAAAUAUCUUCCCUCAGGCAAGAUAUGGACCGACAGUUCAAGGAGCACCACAACACUCUGAAAAAUCAAAAAGCAGACCUAGCUGAAGCCCAGACACGCAUCGCAACUUUGGAGGAGAGCAACAUGGAGGCGAACGGUACUCCACGGGUGGCUUUCUCUGCGGCUCUAAGGGAUUCUGGCUCUGGGAACAUUGGACCUUUUACCACUUCUACUCCACUUAAGUAUAAAAGGAUUUUUUCCAACUAUGGUGAUUGCUACAACCCUUCCACAGGAGUCUUCACUGCAACGGUCAACGGGGUGUACUUCUUCAGAUUCUCCAUGUUUAAUAACCUCAGUCCCACUCCCAACUCUGUUGUUAUACUUAAAAAGAAUGAUCAGCUGUUGACAGCUGUCUGGGACGUCAGCGGAACUGACAGCAAUGACAUGGGAAGCAACGCUGUGGUCAUUCCACUGAAGGUGGGAGACAACGUCUAUGUGGAACUGCAGGAAAACAGGCUUGUCUAUGAUGACGGGGCAAACUAUAACACCUUCAGUGGUUUUCUGCUCUUCCCUGUGUAAUUAGAUUUUCACACUUUGAAUUCAUUUUAAAAUAAUUAUACCAUAUUGAACGAAUGGUGUCGGUUUGAUGAAGGAUGUAUCAAAAAUUAACUUUGAAAUGCAAGGAUUUUGGGUUUUAUUCAGUGAGUCUUGAACAUGGUUUAUCCCCACUAAGCAGCAAAUGCUACUGCCACCUGCUGACCAAUCACUGUAAAAGACAAAACAUACUCUGUUUUAAGCUACAGCACCUGCUUUUUGUAACAAUAAAAUCUGUCCAACACAA
Messenger RNA from Oryzias latipes (Japanese medaka), 1136 nucleotides. Its product is annotated as complement C1q-like protein 2. NCBI's taxonomy places the organism in Eukaryota, Metazoa, Chordata, Actinopteri, Beloniformes, Adrianichthyidae. The record is from RefSeq and is a predicted model, not a curated record. Gene Ontology annotation, molecular function: protein binding.